AUGGCCUAUCUUCAUCCUCCGCCAGCACAUAUCUUUAAACUAUGGCACAUCUUCCUUGACAACGUGCACCCACUGACAAAAAUUGUUCAUGCUCCGACUCUUCAACCUCAGAUUCUUGAAGCCAGUCUCGACAUGACCCAAGCUCCUAGGGCUCUAGAGGCUUUGAUGUUUGCAAUCUAUUUCUGUGCUGUGACUUCUCUCGACGAGACCCAAUGCCAACGCGGAUUCAAUGAAACAAGAAGCGAACUACGCUCACGUUUUCACGGCGCCACCAUGGGCGCUCUAAUGAAGGCUAACCUUUUCAGCACCUCGGACAUUGUUCUUUUGCAAGCUUCAAUCCUAUUCAUAAUGGGUGUUAGUGGCUCCUGUGAUCCUGGGGAGCUUUGGGUUAUGCUUGGAACAGUCAUACGCAUUGCCCAACGGUUACGCCUCCCAGAAAAAGCAGUCUCUUCAAGGAUUCCCGUGCUAGAUGCCGAAAUAAGUCGACGGAUUUGCUGGCAACUUAGUCUCCUCGAUGCGCGUGGCGCAGAAAUAUAUGGCGUGCGGAAUACUGGGAUCAUCAAAUAUGGCUUGACCCCGCUUCCUCUGAAUGUCAAUGAUAGUGACAUUUGCAAGAACACUUUAACCCAGCCCCGUGGCCAGAGCGGAGCAACUGAGAUGAUGUUUUUGCUUUUGAAAUACGAGGGUGCCAAUUUCGUAUGUCAAUCGGACGCUAUGUCACGCUACGGGGGUAGUUGGGUCACUCUGUCUAGUCAUGCGGUUCCCAUUCAAGAAAAGAACAAUGUUAUCAGCGAGCUUGAGUGCCUUCUGGAAGAGAAAUACUUGAGGUUUUGUGACCCCACAAUCCCACUGCAUCAGCUGGCUAUCCUCAGAACACGCCUAGUACUAAAUCGCAUGAGGCUGACCACUCGCCAUCCCCGUCGCCGUCUCACUGGCGAGUCUCAAUUAUCACCAGAAGAGAAUAUUGAAUUUGUUAAACUCUGUUUGGAGAUUCUCGCAGACGAUAACCUGCUCCACACAACACCGGAGAUUAAAAAGUACCUAUGGCAUAUCAGCUGUCAUUCUCACAUCGACGCCAUUGUCUACCUUCUAGGCGAGCUUCGUGAACAUCGCAUUCCCGAAUGGGAAGAAACUACUUGGCUGAGGAUAACAGCCGUUUUUGACCACCAUCCUGAAAUGAUUUCGUCUCCCGAUGAUCAUUUGACCAAGGCUUUGUCACAGCUUGUGCUGCAAAGUUGGGGCAGCAGGGAGCAAAGAGCGGGCUUAUUGACCAACCUCCCUUCGUGUAUAGCAAGACUACGCCAGCACUUUGUUACUGAUUCACAUCGCUCCUCUGCAGAAAGCUAUAAUAUUGAUACGAGCCUUCCUUUUCCUGGGGAAGAAGGGACUGCUCACCUACAUGUUUCGGAUUCAGUUGAGAAUCUAUUGGACACUUUAUCUAUGCCCGAUUUCUCUUCGACUGAUGGGUUCGCUGCAGUUGACUGGGACUAUUGGAACUCGUUGCUCGGAGAGGCUUCAAAUGGGAUAUAA
Messenger RNA from Penicillium soppii, 1530 nucleotides. RefSeq names its product fungal specific transcription factor domain-containing protein. The transcript has a single exon. Gene Ontology annotation, biological process: DNA-templated transcription. Lineage: Eukaryota; Fungi; Ascomycota; Eurotiomycetes; Eurotiales; Aspergillaceae. The record is from RefSeq and is a predicted model, not a curated record. Bases 1 to 1530 code for a protein of 509 amino acids. Gene Ontology annotation, molecular function: zinc ion binding; DNA binding.